GGGAAGCGGAAUUUGUCGGAGUCACAGCGCGAUUCAUUUCAUCCGCAGCGGCAUUAUAGUCUGCGUCAUAAUCGCGAAAAACAAAAAGGAGUGAAACCCGGCAUGUGGUGUGUGAGGUAUUUUAUAAGCAAUCCCUAAGCAUCCCUAUUCACGUUCACCUUAAAAAUCUCCCCAAUUUUUCAGCCCUGUCCAAGAAUAAUGACGUCCCCCAGUAGCAGUGGCUCGCGGUCUUCUCCUAGUCCGAGCCGGAAUAAGUACGUCCCCCCAUCGCGGCGCUUUGCCGACGUUGAGCCCCUGCCCCAGGACGACCCGGAGAAUUCUCUCGUGGUGAUCGACUACGAACUAUCAAAUGUAAAAAUGUCUGGGUCUGGAUUCUGACACUUGUCAUGCACGUUUUGCAUGAGCCAUGAUGUCUGUGAUGCAUACCCUAGCAAUACAGAUUUUUUGAGGGCUUCUUGGUGCGUGUCCCGCAUGACAAAUGCCUUCUCGGCGUAGCAAAAAUUGCAUUUCCUUUGGUACUCACGCAAUACAGAUUUUUUUCGAAUCCAAAUGCAGCAUCACAAGUUGCAUUCUUCCAGACCCAGACAUUUUUACAUUUGAUACGAGCCGAUCUUCGCCGAAAUCCACGCGUACUUCCGCGCGUUUUACACGAACCAGGAGUACUCCGCCCGGGGCCUGCGCCUCUCCGCGGAGGUGAUCGAGUGCAACGCCGCGAAUUACACCGCCUGGUGGUACCGCAGAAAGUGCCUGGAGAAGCUGCAAAAGGAAAGCGAGAGCAGAACUGGGAAGACGAACAAUGGAGCGGCAAAUGACGAAGUUGUUCUUGCGGAGCCAAACCUUUACGAGCAGGAGCUCCAUGAGUUUUGCCGCGAGUGGCUAGAGCGGUCCACGAAAAACUACCAAGUGUGGUAUCACAGGAAGUGGCUGAUUGAAAAGUUGUAUUUGUUACCGCGGCCAAGCGCCGAUGAGAGACGCGGAGGAGAUACAGGAGAACAAGAAGACGGGCAAAAAGACGCAAAGACGACCAUUCUCCGAACCAAUGCCUUGCUCGAGGAGCUGAAGCUGAUGCGGUAUUUGUUAUUGAAAACUUCGGACCACAAGGUCUACAACGUCUGGAGCCACCGGCUGAUGAUUUUGCGCAACUGGUUUCGGGAGGACCGGGACGUGUUGCAGAUGGAGCUGCAGUAUUCCGAGGAAAUGCUGGACCAGGACGUUUGGAAUAACUCGGCGUGGAACCACCGCUGGACGAUCAGAGAGGUACUCGCUUUUUGCCAUUCGCCGGGGUCAAUAGGUCUCCAGUGCGUCCCAUUUGCUUAGGGGAAAGUACUGAUUGAAGGUUUUUUUCCACUGACGCUCGUUUUCAUGUUCUUGUUUCCAUAUUGUAGAUUUUACAAGACAACUGACCUCAACUUUUGACAGAUGCUCGCCAGCUGCCCGAGGCAAGCGACACCAUCCUCCUCUUCCUCGACGGCGAACGGACAAAGUGAAGCCCGACCUCCUCUAAACCGAGAAGCGGAAGCUUUGCAGGAGUUGCGGUUCGUAAAGUCUCAACUGCUGCUCGCGGACAGGAACGAGGCGGCUUGGAAUUACCUCUCUGCGCUGACGGAGGUCUCUUUUCCGGAUCUGAUCGAACCGGGUGAUGGCAAAGAGCCGCGGAUCGGCAAGUUCCUGGCCAAGGAAAUCAUCGACUUUUUCAACGAGAAUAAGAAUCGUAGCGGUGAGGUGGAAAAAAGUAACCCGGGAGCGACCACGAUAUCAAAUUCAACAUCCGAAGGACCAGCGAGCAGUGCGAGACCUGGUGGGCUGGCGCCAAACCUCUUCGCACUGAAAUUCGAGGCGCACUUGUACCUGGUUCUCGCCCGGAACGCGAUAAGGCUGCAGAAAGAGAAGAUAAACGGUGCAGUUGGUGGAGGAGAAGAAGCAACAUCAACAAAGCGACAGGGAGUAGAGGAAAAUGAGCGACCACCACCCGCAGAGGUGACAAACGGAAAAAUAAAUGGCCACAGUACUACUUCAACUUCUAAAGCGGAAAGCUGCGAAAUGCAAGUACUCCCUGCUUCGCCCACCGGGCAACAACAGCUCAGCCUCGAGUUGAGACUGCAGCAGGGGCUGAAUUGGUCUCUCUCGCACUACAAGAAUUUGAAAACACUGGAUCCGAUACGAGAGCACUACUGGCACUGGAAGGCAGAGUGGUUGCAGAAGGAAUUUGGGAAUUUCGUGGAGUGGCGGGUCCAGGUAGCAGGUGGAGACGGAGGCAGUAGUACUGGACGAGAGGAGGUCCGGCAAAAUGGUGGUGAAAACGCGACAAAUCUUGUACAAUAUCAGUGAAAAUGAUCAACAAAACGAAGACGUCACGUGUAGUUGACGCAAAUGCUCACGUGGCUGUGAUGUUGUGUUCGAGUGGUUUACGUAUUCUGUUUUCGACGCAGUCGCGCUGCAUACAAAUGAACCAAAAGUAUGACAUCUAUAAAGUGAUUGAAAGUUGUAAU
This is a messenger RNA of Amoebophrya sp. A120, 2489 nucleotides long. The record is from the annotation of a GenBank genome assembly. NCBI's taxonomy places the organism in Eukaryota, Dinophyceae, Syndiniales, Amoebophryaceae.